AUGUCAACGCCUUUGAAUGCCCCGCCAAAUGAUCAUGUGAACACCGACGCGCCAAACAAGACCGAUACGAUCAAGGUAAAACCGGUUUUCAUGACAGUGGAUGAGGCGAAUACAAAGGGAGAUCCAUAUAUUGAGCCACAGGAAAUCUACAAAGCGUUAACAAAGCUGUUUACUUGUAAAGUAACCGGUAAUAUUCAACAUAUGAAGCUUAGAGUUGACGGACAGUUAACAAGCUGUUUGAACGGAGACCGAGUGCUAUACUCAGAUAACAUCAACAUACCGUUGCCUAGGUUCAUGAGUAUAAAUAACUUCAAAGCCAGAAUUUUUCAUGACGGUCAGGUAGAUGAUCGCUUGAAAUGCUCGAAAUGUCUACAAAGCGGACACAACGCCAAAACAUGCAAUAAUAAACUGAUAUGUCAUGCAUGUGACCUAGAAGGUCAUAGAAAAGAUCAGUGUAGCACUGAGAAACUGCUUCACGAUAAUUCAGGCGAGAUACUAAUACAAGAAAUGUGGGAGCGAGUAAUAGAAAAAAGGGAUGCAGACACAAAUAGUAACGGCUCCGAUUCCAGCGAUGAGGAAACCGAAGAGGAAGACGAUGAGGGUUAUGAUAAGAAAGAAAAUCAAACAAAAGAGAGAAAUGAAAAGAAACAAGGGAAAAUAACACAGUUCAUGAAGCAGACACCUACGGACACUACUAAAUCCAAGGAACAAGAAAGAAUGAACUCAAAAGAUAUGGAGGACUUGAAAGAAGAUGCGAAUGAAAUAUCCCCUGGAAUGCCUGGAUCAAAGAGAAGAAGAAAGUCAAGUAAAAAUGAAAUCCUGGAUUUAACUAUCUUCUUACCCAACCCAACUGUGAGUAUAACUGACGACUCUGUAAUGUCAACAUUUGGAGGUUAUACUGGGGGUGGAGAUCAAACUCAAGAGAUCUUACUUGGUAGAGAAACUGACACAGGUACUGGGCUCCAAGGAGAUCCAGUAGAAUGGAGUGAUGAUGAUGAUGAUGAUGACAGCGAUGCAACAGCCGUCAGGCCCGGUACAAUGUUUCCUACUGAUUCAACAGUAUGGGCACGUGAUAUUAGAGCAUUUGAUGCACUUCGUAUUAACAUUGCUGGGAAUUCCAAGAAAGAGAAAGUUGGAGCUUUCUAUGCCAAUGCUUCAAAGCAUUCAAAAUCCCAACAUAUAGCAUUCGUCAUAUUGUCUGAAAAUACCGAAAUCACUCCUGAUAGACGUUCUAUAUCCGCCAGUGUUGGAGAUAAUGUGACCUUAAGUGUAACCAGUAUCAUAAGAGAUAUUUCUGGUUUUCUAUGGAAAUUAAAUAACAAUAGUAUACCUGAAGGAAAUGGUAAAGAUUCGUUGACCAUAAAUAAUGUCAGACCAAGUGAUGCUGGAAUCUAUGAAUGCUACACAGGAGAAAGAAAUGGAAAACACGCAAUCAUGAGAUUGAUCGUUAGAGGUUGCCCUACAAGAAUGUAUGGAUCAAACUGUGAUUUAAAGUGUCCUGUUUGUUACAAUGGAGGAAUAUGCGAUGAUGUGACUGGAUUUUGUGUCUGUCCAGCAGGAUUUCAAGGUGAAGACUGCUCAGCAGGUUGUGGAAAUAAUAACUGGGGGCGUACGUGCAGUAUAGUUUGCUCUUCGAGUGGAAACUGUAAAGGGGUAAUGUUCUGUCCUCCUGAUCCCAGUGGAUGUGCAUGUCAAGCUGGUUUCAGUGGUGUUACUUGUGAUAAUGAUGCAAAAAUGAAAACCAUCAUUGGUAAUAUUCAACGCUAUGACGAGAGGGAAGUACGGAACUCAUAUCAGGAGCGGCUCGAGCAGUAUUUCAAGGCUAAUAGUAUAGCCGUGGAAAAACAAGUUUCAGUGCUCAUCAGCUCACUAGGGAGAAGAACUUACAAUUUCCUUAAAGAUCUUGUCAACCCGGAGAAGCUCGGUGAUAAAGGAUAUACUGAUUUAGUUCAGAUUUUAAAUGAACACUUCAGCCCGAAACCGAUCAAGAUGGCAGGGCAUUUUCAUUUCUACAAACGCGAACAGAAGCAUGAUGAAAAGAUUAAAGAAUACUGCGCUACUCUAAUGAAAUUGACUGAACAAUAG
Messenger RNA from Anneissia japonica, 2085 nucleotides. RefSeq lists its product as uncharacterized. Bases 1 to 2085 code for a protein of 694 amino acids. The record is from RefSeq and is a predicted model, not a curated record. Gene Ontology annotation, molecular function: zinc ion binding; nucleic acid binding. Lineage: Eukaryota; Metazoa; Echinodermata; Crinoidea; Comatulida; Comatulidae. The transcript is spliced from 7 exons.